AUUGUUUAAAAUAAAAGGUUUGGAUAUUAAAUUGUAUUUACCCUUUAUUUUUUGUCUUUCUUGUCCGAAGCAGAGGUCAGUGGCGACGGGAAAAAAUGAUGAUCGGUAAUACGAACCCAUUUUAGCAGACACCUAACCCUAGCCGCUAUUUUCUACCCGAUUUUGCUCUCUGUCUGGCAAACAGAAAGAAGGAAAAGAAACCUUUUUUCGGUCUGCCUCUUUUCUUUCCUCUUUCUGCUCAAAUCUUCUUCCACUCAAAUCUCUCUUCUUCUUCUCUAGAUACGACGCGGAGACCGAGAGAAAGAAGCGACGGCGGAGGCGAAGGGAGUACAGCAGUGUACGCCGUGAUGAAGAUCGACGGCGGCAGAGGGAAAGGAGCACGUGGUCGCGGCCGGCGAAAGACUUACCGGCGAUGGACACGGCGGCGGUUCUGGGUAUCACCGACGGUGAGGGAAGGGACGGGGAAAAGCGAACUGAGGAGAAAGUGAGGUCACUGCCGGCGAGCACUGGCGGCGUCGCCGGCGGCUGAUGCAGCGGAGGC
Linum tenue is the source of this 541-nucleotide messenger RNA. NCBI's taxonomy places the organism in Eukaryota, Viridiplantae, Streptophyta, Magnoliopsida, Malpighiales, Linaceae. The record is from the annotation of a GenBank genome assembly.